AUGGAAGAGUUAAUAGUAGAGCUGCGACUGUUUCUUGAACUUCUGGACCAUGAAUAUCUGACUUCCACUGUCAGGGAGAAGAAGGCAGUAAUAACUAACAUUCUCCUGAGGAUACAGUCAUCAAAAGGUUUUGAAAUAAAAGAGCAUGUGCAGAAACCAGAAGUCGUCAACAGCCUGCCAGCACCUCCUCAAAUGCCUCUGCCAGAAAUACCUCAGCAGUGGCUGCCACCAGAUAAUGGGCCUCCACCAUUACCAACAUCUUCCCUUCCCGAAGGCUAUUAUGAAGAGGCAGUGCCACUUAGUCCUGGGAAGGCUCCUGAAUAUAUCACUUCCAAUUAUGACUCGGAUGCUAUGAGCAGCUCUUAUGAAUCCUAUGAUGAAGAGGAAGAGGAUGGAAAGGGGAAGAAAAUGAGACAUCAGUGGCCUUCUGAGGAGGCUUCUAUGGAUCUGGUGAAGGAUGCCAAAAUUUGUGCCUUCCUACUUAGAAAGAAACGAUUCGGGCAAUGGACCAAACUACUGUGUGUUAUCAAAGAAAACAAACUACUGUGCUACAAAAGUUCUAAGGACCAGCAGCCCCAGAUGGAGCUGCUCCUGAAUGACUGCAGCAUCACCUACAUCCCCAAAGACAGUAAAAAGAAGAAACAUGAACUGAAAAUCUCACACCAAGGAGCGGAUGCGCUAGUUCUGGCAGUACAGAGCAAAGAACAGGCGGAGCAGUGGCUAAAGGUUAUAAAAGAUGUAUGCAACAACUGUAUGGGCACUGUGGACUCUGAUGGGCCGUUGUCUAGUUCUCCAGUACACAAGACAGAGCUGGAAAAGAAGUUGUCAUCUGAGAGACCAAGUUCAGAUGGGGAGGGUGCUGUGGAAAAUGGCAUCACCACAGUGUGCAAUGGAAAAGAACAAGAUUGUGGAGGCUGUGGUUCAGAAAUAAAAAAUGGGCAGUCAUUGGUUGCCUUGGACAAACACUGGCAUUUGGGCUGUUUUAAGUGCAAUGCAUGUGGCAAGCUACUGAACGCAGAGUACAUCAGCAAGGAUGGCAUUCCAUAUUGCGAAACGGACUAUCAUGCAAAGUUUGGUAUCAGAUGUGACAAUUGUGAAAAAUAUAUUACGGGCAGAGUGCUUGAGUGUGAGAAGCUGCCUGAUGCAAAGGUAUAG
This is a messenger RNA of Meleagris gallopavo (turkey), 1155 nucleotides long. The record is from RefSeq and is a predicted model, not a curated record. NCBI's taxonomy places the organism in Eukaryota, Metazoa, Chordata, Aves, Galliformes, Phasianidae.